GAUUGGUCUUUCAAGAACAAACAGCUGCAAAAGCACCACCAAUAUGAUAAUCAUCCCGGCCACCUUUCCCCCGGAGGGUUUCAACACCCGAUCCAUCGUCCGCCGUGGCUCCACCUCCUCCGCCGCCUUCCACCGCCUCAACAGAUCCACACGCAACGGCAUCUCCAACUUCAUCCGCUCGCUCCUCUCACUCUUCACCUUCCCUUCAAUUAUCUUCCCCACCUGCACGUGGCUCGGAAACCCCAACAACCAACUGGUUUCUGUGGCCCCCACCCUCGGCCGGAAAGUCACCGGAACCCUAUUCGGCAACCGCCACGGCUACGUCAGCUUCGCCGUGCAGGUGGACCCGAAGUCGGUGCCCGUUCUGGUGAUUGAGCUCGCCGUCUCCACGGCGGCGCUCGUGAAGGAGAUGUCCUCCGCGCUGGUGAGGAUCGCCUUGGAGUGCGAGAAGCCGCAGACGCCGCGACGCGGCGGCGGUGGCGGACCCGGAGGGAAGGCGGCGAGGCUGUACGGGGAGCCUGGGUGGACGAUGUACUGCAACGGGAGGCAGUGCGGGAACGCGCAGGUGAGAGCGUGCACGGAGUCUGAUUGGCACGUGCUGAGGACCGUGCAGAGCGUGUCUGUCGGGGCUGGGGUGAUUCCGGUGGUGGACGACGGCGGCGGCGAAAAAGUCGUCGGCGGCGCGUCGGAGGGUGAGUUGCUGUACAUGAGGGCCCGAUUCGAGCGAGUGGUGGGGAGCCGUGACUCGGAAGCGUUCUACAUGUUGAACCCGGACGGGAAUUCUGGGCCUGAACUCAGUAUCUUCUUACUUAGAUUCUGAUCAGAACAUAAAUAUUUAUUAAUUAAUUAAUUAUGUGGGGUUUUGAGUUUCAUUUUUUUCAAUUAUGCAUGAGUUGUGGGUAAUUGUUCUUAGGGAUCUUGUACUUUGUAUUUUAUUAUAAUCUCAUUAUUAAUAAAUGUUGCAUGCUU
This is a messenger RNA of Erythranthe guttata (spotted monkey flower), 969 nucleotides long. Its product is annotated as protein MIZU-KUSSEI 1. NCBI's taxonomy places the organism in Eukaryota, Viridiplantae, Streptophyta, Magnoliopsida, Lamiales, Phrymaceae. Gene Ontology annotation, biological process: hydrotropism. The record is from RefSeq and is a predicted model, not a curated record.